This is a messenger RNA of Mangifera indica (mango), 1320 nucleotides long. RefSeq lists its product as uncharacterized. The transcript is spliced from 4 exons. Bases 300 to 1061 code for a protein of 253 amino acids. NCBI's taxonomy places the organism in Eukaryota, Viridiplantae, Streptophyta, Magnoliopsida, Sapindales, Anacardiaceae. The record is from RefSeq and is a predicted model, not a curated record.
UGUUAUCCAUUUGCUCUUUUUCUAAUCCUUUCUUUGAAUAAAUAUCUUUUAAAAAAAUGAUCAAUUAAAAUAGAAAGCUCUUUCUAACGAAGGUUAGCUAUCGAUCUUCCUUCCUUCCUUUAUUAGCCUUCCUUGCUUGUCUAAAGUUAGCAGGUUUGUGACAUUGGUAUCGAGAUUUGUUAAAAGUUAAGGGAAACUUGACGUUAUGUGAAGUGAAGGAUUGGUCUAUGGUUUGCAUUAGAUCUUUGUACAUUAUCAAAUUAAAGGUGAAAGAGAGCUAUUAUAGAGAUUUGCUUUGAAUGAAUCUUUCUGCUUCAAAAGAAAGAGAUCUUGAAGCAGAUCUCGAAAGUAGUGAGACAAGUGAGGAGGAUAGAACCAAGGAUUCAGUUUCAGUGAAUAGACAAACAAAUAGAAUUUUCAGUUGGACUUGGACUGGGCAAUUUAGCUCUGAUGGAUCUGUCCAUGGUAAAUGUGGCAACUUGUGCAGUGAAUCAUCAAAUUUUGGUGAGGCUGCGGGUGAGAAUGUGGAGUUGUUGAUGGACAAGAAUUCGGAAGAGGAGGGUUGGGAGAAUGUGGGCAAUUCAGAGAAGUGUGUGGAAGGGAAGCGUAAGAAGACCAACUCUAGAAAGCCUCCCAAGCCACCGCGGCCUCCUAAAGGUCCAACACUAGAUGCUGCUGACCAGAAGUUGGUGAGGGAGAUUGCUGAGCAUGCCAUGAGAAAGCGUGCCAGGAUUGAAAGAAUCAAAGCAUUAAAAAGAAUGAAAGCAGAAAAGGCUUCAGCUUCAAAUAGUACUAUAUUUGCCAUGAUCAUUACACUUAUCUUCUGUCUUGUUAUUGUCUUUCAAGGAUUGUGCUCCGGAAACAGUAUCAGUUUUAGCAUGCUGGGGUCUCCUGCAUCAGCAGUCACUGCCAGUGAAAGCUUGGUUUCUGUUCAGUUUUACAAGAGCUUCUCUGCCUAUGAAAGAAAUGGAUCUGGCUCUGGUUCUCCCAUUUUGGCGGAAGGGCAGGUUUCCAGUUCACCUUCCAAGGAAGAAUUGAGUAAAGUUUCCCGGCGAGAGUGAAAAGUAUUCAACGGGCAAAUCAUUGAUGCUUCCCUUAUUAAGGCAGUUCAUUCAGAUGAUGUUUUGACCCCUUAUUACUGAUGUUGAAUCUGCAGCUAACCACUUUGAUUGUUGUAUGUAUAGAUCACUAAUCUUCAGUAGAUUUCUGUUUAUGUUUACCUUUUGUAUAAUUGUCUCUAAUUCUAACAGAAAUUUUGUUUGUACGAAGCAUUAAUUUGUAGUGUUAUAAUGUGGAUGAACUGAUCAUAUGAUUUGCUUA